GCUGUACCUACAAAAGAGAAAUAUAUAAAACCAAAAACGAAUCAAUAAUUUUCCAAACCAAUUCUCUCUCCUUCUCUCCCUGGAAGUCCUUUUCUAUCAACCAAUUGAAAUUGAGAAAACCAUCGUCAACCACGCCUGAAAAAAAAACAAAAGAAAGAAAGAAAGAAAGAGAAUCACCAGCUAAAUUGAAAAUAUUAAACGACAAUCAAAUAUUCUUCAUUAUGGGAGAGGACCCCACAAAAUGACCCUUUUUCAGUCUCAUAAAAAUUGUGGAGGCAUCGGAACUUUUUUAUUAGUUUCGACAAACUUCAAGGUUCAGAAGCAUUAGUUGGUUGUUUGGGAGGGAUCGGAGAAGAGAUUUAGGAUAUAAUGUUCGGGUGCAAAUGCUUCUAUUGGAAUAGACUUACAGAUUUGUUGCCCAUGGAGCCCGAUAUAUUUUCUCUGCCUGCUCCCUUACCUGAGUGGCCUCAAGGUCAAGGUUUUGCUUCUGGGAAAAUGAGUCUUGGAGAACUAGAGGUUGUCAAAAUUACCAGAUUUGAGUUUGUUUGGGGAUGCGGCAUGUCAAAGGACAAGAAUAAAGGUGUUUCAUUUUAUAGACCAGUGGGAAUUCCUGAUGGAUUCCAUUGCCUUGGUCAUUAUUGCCAGCCUAAUGACCAGCCUUUACGAGGUUAUCUUCUUGCGGCAAGGGUGAUAGAUUCUUAUUUGCCAGAUACUGAUCAUGUUUGCGCUCAUGUUAAAUCACCAGCCCUUAGGAAACCGCUUGAUUAUACUCUGGUGUGGAGCCCUGAUGAUGGGACUGAGGGAAAGUAUAGUGGUUUUGGCUACUUUUGGCUGCCUCGGGCAGCUGAAGGUUAUAAACCAGUUGGCUUUUUGGUUACUGACAAGCCUGGCAAGCCUAGCUUGGAUGCAAUUAGGUGUGUUCGGGAUGAUUUAACAGAUAAAUGUGAGAAUUAUCGCCUUAUACUUAAUGUCGGUUCUAAAUUUUCUGAUUUUCCUUUUCAAAUUUGGAGUACAAGACCUUGUCAUCGGGGAAUGAUGGGAAAAGGAGUUCCCGUAGGGACAUUUUUCUGCAGUAGUUUCUGGAAUGCUGGGGAGGACUUAUCCACUAGAUGCUUGAAAAAUCUAAAUCCUACACUAUCUGCCAUGCCAAACCUUGAUCAAAUUCAUGCACUUAUCAAUCAUUAUGGACCCACUGUUUUCUUUCAUCCUGAAGAAGUCUACUUGCCAUCUUCUGUCUCAUGGUUUUUCAAAAGUGGAGCUCUAUUGUACAAAUCUGGAAUGACCGUUGGUGAGGCCAUUGAUGCUAGUGGUUCAAAUUUGCCUGGUGGGGGGACAAAUGACGGGCAGUUUUGGAUUGACCUGCCAAGUGAUGAUCACAGAGAUAAGAUCAUACAUGGACACUUGGGAAGUGCAAAACUUUAUGUUCAUGUGAAGCCAGCUCUUGGAGGAUCUUUUACUGACAUUGUGAUGUGGGUUUUUUGUCCCUUUAAUGGACCGGCCAAUCUCAAAAUUGGACCUAUGAGCAUCGCUCUUGGCAAGAUUGGAGAACACAUUGGUGACUGGGAGCAUUUCACUCUCCGCAUUUGCAACUUUACAGGAGAGCUCUGGAGCAUAUACUUCUCACAGCACAGUGGCGGUGAGUGGGUUGAUGCUUACAAGUUGGAGUAUAUUGAGGGGAAUAAAGCUAUUGUUUACUCAUCAAAAGCCGGACAUGCAAGCUUUCCUCAUCCUGGAACUUACAUCCAGGGGUCUUCAAAGUUUGGGAUUGGAAUUAAAAAUGAUGCAGCUCAUAGUAGUUCAUAUGUGGAUUCAAGCAGUCAGUAUGAACUUAUUGCAGCUGAGUAUCUAGGAGAAGGGGUUGUAACCGAGCCAUGUUGGUUGCAGUAUAUGAGAGAGUGGGGUCCAACCAUUGUGUAUGAUUCAAGAGCUGAGAUUGAUAAGAUAAUCAAGAAGUUGCCUUUAAUGGUACGGUAUUCAGUGGAAAACAUGUUUAAUAAACUUCCUGUUGAGCUCUACAAGGAAGAAGGUCCAACUGGGCCAAAGGAGAAGAACAAUUGGUUUGGAGACGAAAGAGGGUAGGUUAGUAAGAGAAACCCAUAGCUCAUUACUCUUUCAAUCUCUAGGAGUUGUGUGAAUAUAAUAUACACGGUUGGUAAAUCAUUGGAUUGUAAUUUGUUUGUAUGUAAAAUAUCAAUUUUUGUACUCUAUAUAAUAUUAAGGAAGAGGAUCUGAAUGGUGAGAGAAUUUUGGCAUUUAGGGUUAUUGUUCAACUACAUUGAGAAAUGAAUUGACUGUACAAAUGUGUUAGAAUUAUCGGAUUUCUUAUGAGAUUUUGCAGUUUGCAUUGUUAA
Ziziphus jujuba (common jujube) is the source of this 2351-nucleotide messenger RNA. RefSeq lists its product as hypothetical. Lineage: Eukaryota; Viridiplantae; Streptophyta; Magnoliopsida; Rosales; Rhamnaceae. The transcript has 2 exons. The record is from RefSeq and is a predicted model, not a curated record. Bases 370 to 2079 code for a protein of 569 amino acids.